GAUCUCUUGGAUCUGCACAAAUAAAGCUUCUGUCACUAAACAAGAAUUCCUAAAUUUUAUACAUAACAUCAAUACAAAUACUUUCUUGGCAAAGAUUUUGAAGGAGAGAUGGAGCCUCAAAAACAAGAUGAGAAUGCUCAAGAUGAGUUGAGAGGGGAAGAAAAACUGGAUUCUUCAAUGCUUAGCUUCAAAACCCUUGUUUGGCAUGGAGGAUCUGUUUAUGAUGCUUGGUUCAGUUGUGCAUCAAAUCAGGUGGCACAGGUUCUUUUAACUUUGCCAUACUCAUUCUCUCAACUGGGAAUGCUUUCAGGAGUAAUUUUUCAAGUUUUCUAUGGUGUAUUAGGAAGUUGGACUGCUUAUCUCAUUAGUGUCCUCUAUAUUGAGUACAGAACCAGAAAAGAGAAAGAGAAUGUCAACUUCAACAACCAUAUCAUACAGUGGUUUGAGGUGUUGGAUGGCUUGUUGGGUUCCUACUGGAAAGCAGUGGGAUUAGCCUUCAAUUGUACUUUUCUUUUGUUUGGCACUGUGAUCCAACUUAUAGCUUGUGCAAGUAACAUAUACUACAUUAAUGAUCGGUUGGACAAGAGAACUUGGACGUACAUAUUCGGGGCUUGUUGUGCAACUACAGUGUUUAUACCGUCGUAUCACAACUAUAGAAUAUGGUCCUUUCUGGGACUAGGAAUGACGACCUACACCGCUUGGUACUUAACCAUCGCAUCCCUUGUUCAUGGCCAGGUGGAAGGAGUAACUCACUCUGGACCAAAGAAACUGGUACUCUAUUUUACUGGAGCCACCAACAUACUUUACACUUUCGGCGGACAUGCCAUCACCGUGGAAAUUAUGCAUGCAAUGUGGAGACCUAAAAAAUUCAAGUACAUAUACCUGAUUGCAACCUUGUAUGUCUUCACUCUUACAAUUCCAUCAGCCGCUGCCGUUUACUGGGCCUUUGGCGAUCAACUCCUUACACAUGCCAAUGCCUUUUCGCUUCUUCCGCGAACUGGUUUUCGUGAUGCUGCUGUCAUUCUUAUGCUCAUCCACCAGUUUAUAACAUUUGGAUUUGCUUGCACUCCUUUGUACUUUGUGUGGGAGAAAGCAAUUGGCGUGCAUGAGACUAAGAGCAUAUGCUUAAGAGCACUAGCUAGGCUACCAGUGGUUAUACCUGUAUGGUUCUUGGCCAUUAUUUUUCCCUUCUUCGGGCCCAUUAAUUCUGCUGUUGGGGCAUUUUUGGUUACCUUUACAGUUUAUAUCAUCCCUUCUCUUGCACAUAUGCUCACCUACCGCAAGGCAUCGGCCCGAGAGAAUGCAGCAGAGAAGCCUCCAUUCUUCCUCCCCAGCUGGACAGGCGUGUACAUGAUGAAUAUUUUUGUGGUGGCAUGGGUUUUUGUUGUUGGAUUUGGAUUUGGAGGGUGGGCAAGCAUGACCAAUUUCAUUAAACAAGUUGAUACAUUUGGUCUCUUUGCCAAAUGUUAUCAGUGCAACCCCAAAACUCCACCACAUAACUAAUGACAAAAUUUAUCACUGUGCCUUAGUAUAACUAUUAUGGGGUAGGAUAGGCUGGGCUGGGCUGGGCUGCGCUGAAGGGAUCCAGCAAUGUCCCAAUUGUAUCUACUCUUUCUGCUUAGGAAAAAUAUGUUAGUAUAAAAUUACCAUAUAUCCAUAGUAAUACGUGGAAAUGAUUUGAUUUCUAAGACUUAAAGCAAUAA
This is a messenger RNA of Olea europaea var. sylvestris, 1703 nucleotides long. RefSeq names its product auxin transporter-like protein 2. The coding region runs from base 109 to 1503 and encodes 464 amino acids. Gene Ontology annotation, cellular component: plasma membrane. Lineage: Eukaryota; Viridiplantae; Streptophyta; Magnoliopsida; Lamiales; Oleaceae. The transcript has 9 exons. The record is from RefSeq and is a predicted model, not a curated record.